Molecule: messenger RNA, 924 nt
Organism: Fusarium verticillioides 7600
Lineage: Eukaryota; Fungi; Ascomycota; Sordariomycetes; Hypocreales; Nectriaceae
Exons: 4
Coding region: 1-924 (307 amino acids)
Source: RefSeq, a predicted model, not a curated record
AUGCCUAACCCUGCUCAUCAGCGAAACAACCCGGAAAUCACGGCGUUGCCAGCAACGGCCCCCAUCGAAGAAAUCGUCAGCGUAAUUCGCAGAGAUGGAGGUAUCAUCAUCAAGAAUUUCAUCACGCCAGAAGAGGCAGAUCGAAUUCAGGCAGAGGCCGACCCUCACUAUCAGAAGGUUGGCAAGUAUGAGGGCACACUGUUUCCUCCUACUGACCCGCCUCUGAGUGGUUUCGCGGGAAAGUCUCCAACAUUUGCUCACAAAGCUAUCAACCAUAUUGUCUAUCGCGAGGCAUCAAAGCUGCUUCUGAAAGAGGAGUCUUACCCUUUCCGCGACGGUAAGCGAUGCAAGUGCGUGUCUUACCCCGUCUUGGCUGUAUCGGAAGCCUUUUCUCGUGGUCGAUCUAAGGCUCAACCCCUCCAUCGGGACGAUAUGGCUCAACACUUUGACCAUGUCGAAGGUAGCGGGGAGAGCUCUCUGUUGGGGUUACUCGUUGCAGGCACUAAAUGUACCUUUGAGAAUGGAGCCACUCAAGUCAUUGUCGGCUCUCAUCUCUGGCCCGAAGCCGCCAUUUCAGGACCUGCCGAUAGGUCUAUGUGCUCCACGGCCGAAAUGGAAAAGGGCGAUGCCGUUAUGAUCAUCGGUAGCGUGUGGCAUGGUGCUGGAGCCAACAUUACCGACGAGCGACGCAACAUCUUUUCUUGUCAUAUGGUGCGCGGCUCAUACCGGGCGGAUGAGAACCAGUACUUGGCUAUUCCUCGUGAGGUCAUCAAGGACUACGACCCCGAGGUACAGUCGUUGUUGGGUUACUCGGUCAGUCACCCAAAUUGUGGUCAUGUGGAUAUGAAAGAUCCUAUUGUCAUGCUGGGUAGUAAGGAAGAUCCUUUCGGGUACGGCAGCAUUGAAGGGCAGGUUGCAGCCUAG